GGAAGAAGUCAUAUACUAGAAAUUAAAUUUGCAUUAACAUAACAUAUUCCUAUCUUUGAUCUCAUUUCUCCAUUUGUGUACAUAGUUACUUUAUGGAAACGAGGCAUUGACUUAAUAUAGCUAAAGAUAAUUGCCUUUUGUAAUACUUUAGGAAAUGAUAACUUGCGUAAAUUAAGACGUCAAAAUAAUUGACGUCAAACCGUGGGCCAAAAUUGAUAAUUGCAAAAAAUAAGACAAAGACUGAUGGUGAUAUUUCUGUACAUUGAAAAUAGCCUUUGUCAGGUAAAUGAAAGGCUAGUAAUUCCAUUCCUGUAACAGGACCGUGGUGGUGUAUUUUGCUUGCUCGUACCUCUGUACAGCACUGUUGUAAUGGCGAUACUGUUUGCUUUCCAGUAGUGUGCAGAGAAGCCGAAACAGUAGUGUACCAUUGGGCAGGACAAGUCAGGAAUGAGCCAGCCUUUGGAAGGAAGACCUGCCAUCCUAGCUGGAGACAUCUGAAGAGAGGACAUCUUAGUCCUGUGGCAUGCUCCAGUAGAAAUUACUUAGAAGAAGAUGGCUGGCUGUGGUGAAAUAGAUCAUUCAAUCAACAUGCUUCCCACAAACAGGAAGACAAAUGAGUCGUGUGCUAAUGCUGCACCUUCCCUGACAGUCCCUGAAUGUGCUAUCUGUCUGCAAACGUGUGUCCAUCCAGUAAGUCUGCCUUGUAAACACGUGUUCUGCUAUCUAUGUGUCAAGGGAGCUUCUUGGCUUGGGAAACGUUGUGCGCUCUGUCGGCAGGAGAUCCCAGAGGAUUUUCUUGACAAGCCAACCCUAUUAUCACCAGAAGAACUCAAAGCAGCAAGCAGAGGCAAUGGCGAAUACGCUUGGUACUAUGAAGGGAGAAAUGGUUGGUGGCAGUAUGAUGAACGUACCAGCAGGGAGCUGGAAGAUGCCUUUUCCAAGGGUAAAAAGAGCACUGAAAUGCUAAUUGCUGGGUUUUUGUACAUAGCAGAUCUGGAAAACAUGGUUCAGUAUAGGAGAAAUGAGCACGGACGGCGCAGAAAAAUAAAACGGGACAUAAUAGAUAUACCAAAGAAGGGAGUGGCUGGGCUUAGGUUGGACUGUGACACUAACAGUGUCAACCUGGCACGAGAGAGCUCUGCUGAUGGUGCAGACAGCACACUGACUGGGGGGGCUGCAGCUGUACAGCCUCUGGUGCCUGUUUCUGCUAGGCCCCUGCCAUCACUGGAUGGUCAGCUUAUGAGUCCUUCGACACCCUCUCCUGAUGCAAGCACUUCUCUGGAGAACUCUUUUGCCCACUUACAAAUAAACGGAGACAGUAUGGCUGAAAGGAGUCAUAGGGGAGAGGGAGAGGAGGACCACGAAUCAUCAUCUUCUGGUAGGGUGCCAGCCCCUGACACCUCUGUGGAGGAGACUGAAUCGGAUGCUAGCAGCGAUAGCGAGGAUAUGUCUGCCCCCCUCCAGCAACACCCAUCCUCUGCCCAGCAGAGACACUUGAAUGCAAACGCAAACCAGUCUGGAGCGGAUAGACCAGUGGCAGGGGGAGGGGUGGCAAAUGCAAGCGUAAGAUCUAGGAGGCCAGAUGGACAGUGCACAGUCACUGAAGUGUAAAUCUGGAGCCAUGCAAUUUAAAAACUCAGUCUCCUAUCUGUAAAUUUUCUGUCCACAUUGGCAUUGCACUCAAACCUAGCAGUGUGUUCGGUGGGAGGGUGGGGUGAAGGGAAGAAGCAGAUUUGGCCUAACUUAAGUCUUUUAACAUGUCUUAGCUGGAAGACUAACUGUAAGAAACUGAGUUGUCAUUAAUGGUUUGAAAGCUGCUUAGCAAUACCCGGUUUUCUUGAAAAUGUCUUGUGUUUAUUUUGUAGCAUUUUGCCCUUGAAGAUAAUCUAUCCCUUUUUGGCCAAUGUAUAUCUACUGUACAACUUGAAUUGUCUUCAUUAUCUGAUUGUUGCAUUAAGUGUCUUACUACUUUCUGCAUGGAUUGAUGUAUGAAAAGAAAACUAAAGCAACGUGGGAGCAGGCAAGAUGUUGGGUGUGAGCAGGAUGCUUAAUUUAAUGUGAGAAAAAUAGAUGUGAGUUUGGAGUUAAAAUGUGUUUUUACUAGACAAAGAGCAAGCAUUUACCUUCCUUCAAUGGAAAUGUAAAAAUGCUGUUAACUUUUGUUGCAAAUUCUUACCUAUACACUUCAUGGCAUUUUCAUCGGCUUUGCCAUCUAGUCCUUGUAGUUCUGUUUUUGAGGUCUUUCUUGAUCUGUCUCGUUUUUGUUACGGAAUUUAUAAUUUAAUAAAACUACAUUUUAUCAGUAACCGUCUUAGAUAUGUCUCCAAUUUAAUUGAACUUAAAUGGAGGAACUUUAAAGAAAACCAUCAUAAAAUAGCUUCCUGUAUUCGCCAAAAGCAAGGAUUGGUUUAGAGUGGCAUCUUUAAGUUCUUAUGUUCCUGACUAUUUCAACCAGAACACUGAUCUAGGAGGAGUAUGUCUUUCUAAUGAAAAAAAAAA
Molecule: messenger RNA, 2499 nt
Organism: Meleagris gallopavo (turkey)
Lineage: Eukaryota; Metazoa; Chordata; Aves; Galliformes; Phasianidae
Source: RefSeq, a predicted model, not a curated record